AUGCCACCGAUACCCCACGACUUCUUCCCGUCAGAUCCCGACAUUGACGCUGUGUAUGCUGAGCAAAUUGAGGCGGAGAUAAAAUCUGAGCUUCAAAGUCUCUACCCUGAAAAGCUCGACCCCGAAUUCCGGGUCUUUUCCAGCAUUCGCUACGAUCCGGAUGCUUAUCGCCAAGUCGAGCUCUGGAGCGCCACUCCGCUGGAUACACCGAUCCUGCUGCUGGCACGGAACUUCCUUUUCAUUAAAGAGCACUAUACUCGACUUAUAUUUUCGUUGCGUUACUUUGAACACCAAUUCCCCCAGUCUAAUGAUAACGAACAGGUGCAACUUAGUUACGCCGAAUUUCUUGAAAAACUUAAUAUUGCCAUGGCCCCUCAUGAUCCUGAACAAAUUUAUCGAUUGAGAGCCAGUCUUUCAUUGACGGGUGAACUCACGGUGGAGGUGUUCGCCACGCCUCCGGUGGCGGACUUAUUUUGGGGGCUUGAUGCCACCACUGAACCUCUCUGGGACGUCUACUUGGAUCCCGUUCAGAUUGCUGUAUCACUGUUUACUCUGUUCAAAACCAAUCGUCGAGGGCAUUACACUGAAGCUCGCAAUCGAUGCUUACCGGGACUUAAACCAGAAGAAGAAGUGCUCUUGUGGAACGGACAAGAUAUGGUGAUGGAGGGGUCUAUCACCAACAUCGCGAUAUUCUUUGAAGGGAGAUGGGUGACGCCACCGUUAUCUCUGGGUUGCCUUUGUGGCGUCACUCGCCAUUGGCUUUUAAGACAAAAGUUGAUCGAAGAGCGCCCGAUUUCAGUCUCGGACAUCGAGUUGGGACAAACAAUACUAUUAUUUAAUGCCGUUCGAGGAGUAAUGAAGGGAAAGGUGGUCCUGAGACCGGAGUUGGAUGUCCCUCAAUGGUAA
Diutina rugosa is the source of this 906-nucleotide messenger RNA. Its product is annotated as aminodeoxychorismate lyase. Lineage: Eukaryota; Fungi; Ascomycota; Pichiomycetes; Serinales; Debaryomycetaceae. The transcript has a single exon. Gene Ontology annotation, biological process: carboxylic acid metabolic process. Gene Ontology annotation, molecular function: catalytic activity. The record is from RefSeq and is a predicted model, not a curated record. The coding region runs from base 1 to 906 and encodes 301 amino acids.